GUCUGCCUCCAGGUCCUUGUGGAAUACAACAAUCAUGAAGAGGUUGUCUUGGGAGCUGUGCGAGUGUUGGGUAACCUCACAGGUAAUCAGGAAGUGCGGAAGUCAUUAGCACAUCUCGCAGUUUGGAGCAGCUAUCGAGCUGAAGAUGACCUCGAUCCGGGACUGGAUGGUGUUUUCAGCCUCUGCAGCCUACUAAUCGACUUGCUUAAUUCGAAUCGUUUGGACUCUGAAUACUGCACGCUUGGCGUUAUAACAAAUUUGAUGCUGGAACCGGAAUAUCGCGGGGCCUUUCGAGAUCUCCAUGGAUGUCAUAAGUAA
Molecule: messenger RNA, 318 nt
Organism: Dibothriocephalus latus
Lineage: Eukaryota; Metazoa; Platyhelminthes; Cestoda; Diphyllobothriidea; Diphyllobothriidae
Source: the annotation of a GenBank genome assembly